Molecule: messenger RNA, 1050 nt
Organism: Ogataea angusta
Lineage: Eukaryota; Fungi; Ascomycota; Pichiomycetes; Pichiales; Pichiaceae
Exons: 1
Coding region: 1-1050 (349 amino acids)
Molecular function (GO): hydrolase activity
Source: RefSeq, a predicted model, not a curated record
AUGAGCGGACACGAGGCAAUCAACCCUAUCCACCCUUCGAUGGUGGGCAAACUCGACCCGGAAUUUGAAAAGAUGUACAACGAGCACGUUGCCAACACCCCGAACCGUCCUAUUGAUCUUCCCAUGCUAAGAAAGAAUUACAAUAAAAUCUAUUCCUAUGGCACUGCUCCUGCACCAGAGAUCAAAAACAUCGAAAACAUUACGUUUCCAAGCUUUGAUGGCAAACAGGUCGCUCUACGAAUUUACCGGCCUAACGACUACUCAGAGUCUGAGAAGUUGCCUGUUCACCUCGAUUUCCACGGAGGCGGUGCAGCAGUUGGUGAUCUCGACACCGAGGCUCACAUUCUGAAAGAGUACGUCGCAAGAGCAAGAGUUGCCGUGGUGGACGUUGACUACCGACUGAUACCGGAGCACAACUUUCCUACCGGUGUCAAGGACUGCUUCGAAGCCACCAAAUACGUCUAUGAGCACGCGGACGAGCUUGGAUUUGAUAAAAAUUCCAUUUCUGUCGGAGGUGUUUCCGCUGGCGGCCACAUUUGUCUGUCUGUAGACCAUCUCUGCCGCGACAUUGGGCUCAAGCUGGUGCUGGUCUGUGCCGGUACACCGCAAAUUGCCGAUAUCUCGAGCGUCAAAACGGCAGCAGACUCUCCAUACCAGUCCAUCAAGGAGUGCGAGUUUGCCCCUACUCUAAAUUGGGCACGUUUGAAGUGGUUUGACGACAUCAAAUGGCAAUGGCUCGAGGAUUUGACCGAAGAGCAAAAGCAGAAGGAAUUGGCGGAAAUCGGAUGGCUGAGAGAUCUGAUGCUGGCUACAAAUUUCAAGGGAUUGACCAAAACUCUCGUCUUCACUGCUGGCCUGGAUCCUUUGCGGAGCGAAGGCCUCGAAUACGCCAAAAGGCUGAUGGAUCACGGGGUGGAGGUUGUGUACAAGUGCUACGAGGGCGUGCCACAUCCUUUCCAGCACAUGAACAAGAACCUCUGGCAGGCACGGGACUUCAUCUACAGAACGUCUCUGGAGCUGGCUCUGGCUCACAAAACUUUAACUUUUUAG